AUGAAGACAUUCUUAGUCUUGCUGCUGGCCGUCUCCGUGUUCGCCGGAGAUGCACCAGCAAUAGAGAAGAAACACGAAAAACGCGGCCUCCUGCACGGUGGGUCGAUAUACGCGGGCGGAUACGGCGGCUACGGUCAUGGAUACGGACACGGAAUCGGCCAUGGGAUCGGAAUCGGCCACGGGAUCGGAAUCGGCCACGGGAUCGGCCACGGAAUCGGCCACGGAAUCGGCCACGGAAUCAUAGCUCAUGACGGAUUUGGACCAGGCUUCGGCGGCAUCCAUCUGGGAUACGGUCACGGAUACGGUCACGGAUACGGGCACGGAUUCGCACAUUUCCACCACCCGACGCAGAUAGUGAAUCGCGUGGUACAUGUGCCGGUGCCGGUGCCCCAUCCCGUCCCCGUGACGCACAAGGUCCCCGUGCCAGUGCCGCAUCCAGUGCCCGUCGAGGUAAAACGCCCCGUGCCCGUUCCAGUGCCUCAUCCAGUGCCGGUGGUCGUCACGAAGACCGUACCCGUAAACGUGCCGCGUCCCGUCCCGGUGCCGGUGCCUCACCCCGUCCACGUGCCCCAUCCAGUCCCGCAACCGAUUCCGGUCCCGCAACCAAUUCCGGUACCAGUGCCCGCGCCCAUACCUCUGCACGUGUCGGGUCCUGGAUUGAUCCACGACUCAUAUCCCAUUCCUGAAUCCAUCGAUCCCGGCUUCGAUCGCCAUGUCCACAUCGACGGGCACGGCCACGGGAUCGGUCAUAUCCUGCAUCACGACCACGGUUUCAAUGGCGCGAAUAUCCACCUGGGUGGGCACGCCGACGGAUACUCGUAUCCAGUACCAGCGAAGAAAUUCUAUUAA
This is a messenger RNA of Dinoponera quadriceps, 849 nucleotides long. Its product is annotated as annexin B11-like. The record is from RefSeq and is a predicted model, not a curated record. The coding region runs from base 1 to 849 and encodes 282 amino acids. The transcript has 2 exons. NCBI's taxonomy places the organism in Eukaryota, Metazoa, Arthropoda, Insecta, Hymenoptera, Formicidae.